UGUGGGAUGAAGUCACCGCUGCGCUGCCACCUUCGGGGAUCGGUGUGGCUCAGUUAUCCGAUCGGGAGCAGACGGCGUCAGCCGACCGAGGAAGAGGAGGCGCGCGCCGCGGCACUUGUUUUCGGGGGCUCCGGAGAUCUCCCCUGCCUUCCCCAAGGCGGCGACAGCGUUUUCUGAGUCUUAUCGACGACCUUCUCGCCCGUGCCGAGGCGCGGUGGUCUCGGUAUUGUCCGGUUCCCGGCCGCGAUGCCUUCGGACCGGCCUUUCAAGCAGCGGCGGAGCUUUUCGGAUCGUUGUAAAGAGGUACAGCAGAUCCGAGAACAGCAUCCAAACAAAAUUCCAGUCAUUAUUGAGAGAUACAAAGGGGAGAAGCAGCUACCUGUUUUGGAUAAGACCAAAUUUCUAGUUCCUGAUCAUGUCAAUAUGAGUGAAUUGGUAAAAAUAAUACGGCGCCGACUACAACUGAAUCCAACCCAGGCUUUCUUCCUAUUGGUAAACCAGCACAGCAUGGUGAGCGUUUCUACCCCAAUCUCUGAGAUCUAUGAGCAAGAGAAGGAUGAAGAUGGCUUCCUCUACAUGGUCUAUGCUUCACAGGAAACCUUUGGAUAUUGAAGGUCACCACCAGAGGACUAAUUCCAAACUGUCGCAGCAACAUCUCUGCCUCCUCACUGCAGCCCACCUUGGCACACCCUGUGCAGAGAGAAGCUUUUGGUCCAGGAGCAGCCUGGAAGCGACCGUGUUCCUCCAGUUUCGUAGCGCAUCAGACCAAGAUAAUUCAGUGUGUAGGUGUGUGAGAGACCCAUAAUUCUCUGUUUGCAUUGCCUCUUUGUCUUUUAUGAUUGCUAUACAUUGUCUCCCAUCUUGUUCACGCAGGUGUGUUUGCUCUCUCUCCUUUCAUAUUAUGUCUUCUUUCUUACUCCAAUGCCAAAUUGAUGGAACCCCUGGCAGUCUGGCAAAUAAACCGUUUUCCUCACUUUUUAAAGCAAGGGAUGUAUUUGUUCUGCUAUUAAAGGGCAGAAAAUUAAAACAUAAAUAAAUUACUAUAACUUUUAUUGGGGUUUUAUUGGAGUUUUCAGUUAUUGAUUCUUGGUGCUACACAAUAAAUGUAGGCAUCUUUUCCAGUAUUUUUCAAAAUAUAUAUAUAUCUUUUAAGUUUAUUAUCUUUAAGCACGAGGGGGAUUAUAAUUUGCUUGUAUGAUGUAGCCUUUAAAAAAAAUAUUAUGCUUUUUUGCACUUUAAAAUGUUGUAAAAGUGAGAAUGAAAGUAGCUUAAUUUCACAAAGGUGUCGUAUUCUGUGCUGUUUCUGACAAUGUUUCUCUUUGCCUUUUAUAAGGUUUAUUUUUCAAACGCCAGUCUUUUUUCCCCUUUUUUGCUUUUAAUGCAUGCAUUGUUUUUUUUUUCUAUUUUUAAUCCCAUUGUGGCAAACAGGCCAUAUGGUUCAAGGAAUGUACUGAUUUAUAUUGCUAUUCAACCUGGUUAUUUUAUUAAAAAAGACUAUGAUACCAAAAAGUGUGUAUGACAGAGGAAAAAGAUCUGCCCAGUUAAAACUAUAUAAUCAGCUAUAUAAAUAAAGAUAAAUUAAAAUUC
This is a messenger RNA of Thamnophis sirtalis, 1587 nucleotides long. It is a transcript of the gene MAP1LC3A, whose product is annotated as microtubule associated protein 1 light chain 3 alpha. Lineage: Eukaryota; Metazoa; Chordata; Lepidosauria; Squamata; Natricidae. The record is from RefSeq and is a predicted model, not a curated record.